AGUAGUAGUAGUAGUAGUAGUAGUAGUAGUAGUAGUAGUAGUAGUAGUAGUAGUAGUAGUAGUAGUAGUAGUAGUAGUAGUAGUAGUAGUAGUAGUAGUAGUAGUAGUAGUAGUAGUAGUAGUAGUAGUAGUAGUAGUAGUAGUAGUAGUAGUAGUAGUAGUAGUAGUAGUAGUAGUAGUAGUAGUAGUAGUAGUAGUAGUAGUAGUAGUAGUAGUAGUAGUAGUAGUAGUAGUAGUAGUAGUAGUAGUAGUAGUAGUAGUAGUAGUAGUAGUAGUAGUAGUAGUAGUAGUAGUAGUAGUAGUAGUAGUAGUAGUAGUAGUAGUAGUAGUAGUAGUAGUAGUAGUAGUAGUAGUAGUAGUAGUAGUAGUAGUAGUAGUAGUAGUAGUAGUAGUAGUAGUAGUAGUAGUAGUAGUAGUAGUAGUAGUAGUAGUAGUAGUAGUAGUAGUAGUAGUAGUAGUAGUAGUAGUAGUAGUAGUAGUAGUAGUAGUAGUAGUAGUAGUAGUAGUAGUAGUAGUAGUAGUAGUAGUAGUAGUAGUAGUAGUAGUAGUAGUAGUAGUAGUAGUAGUAGUAGUAGUAGUAGUAGUAGUAGUAGUAGUAGUAGUAGUAGUAGUAGUAGUAGUAGUAGUAGUAGUAGUAGUAGUAGUAGUAGUAGUAGUAGUAGUAGUAGUAGUAGUAGUAGUAGUAGUAGUAGUAGUAGUAGUAGUAGUAGUAGUAGUAGUAGUAGUAGUAGUAGUAGUAGUAGUAGUAGUAGUAGUAGUAGUAGUAGUAGUAGUAGUAGUAGUAGUAGUAGUAGUAGUAGUAGUAGUAGUAGUAGUAGUAGUAGUAGUAGUAGUAGUAGUAGUAGUAGUAGUAGUAGUAGUAGUAGUAGUAGUAGUAGUAGUAGUAGUAGUAGUAGUAGUAGUAGUAGUAGUAGUAGUAGUAGUAGUAGUAGUCGUAGUAGUCGU
This is a messenger RNA of Mya arenaria, 945 nucleotides long. RefSeq lists its product as uncharacterized. The transcript has a single exon. The record is from RefSeq and is a predicted model, not a curated record. The annotation marks the transcript as partial. Lineage: Eukaryota; Metazoa; Mollusca; Bivalvia; Myida; Myidae.